ACCUGAAUAAACCAGCUACAGGAAGCCGCCCGGCUGGGAACAGCUUCCCGGUCCGCGGUGCCUGCUGAUGGAGUCUGUGCCAUGCCUUAGGGCGAGGCUGUAGUGUCCGCGCACCUCCGCAGGAGCCCUCCGCUCGGCGGGCACCGAUGCCCAGGCUGCACGACCACUUCUGGAGCUGCCCCUGCGCCGGCGCCGCGAGGCACCCGAGCCCCCCGAGAGCCCGUGCCGUGAAGCCGGCCGCCGAGCCCGGAGACAUGAGCGCCGCCGCGGCCCAGGCCGCGGGCGCAGACCCCUCGCCAAGGGGCCCGCGGGCCGGGGCGAGCGGCCGCGCCAGCAGCUGGCACCAUGACCUGGUGCAGAGGAGCCUCGUGCUCUUCUCGGUCGGAGUCGUGCUGGCCCUGGUGCUCAACCUGCUGCAGAUCCAGAGGAAUGUCACUCUCUUCCCUGACGAAGUGAUUGCCACUAUCUUCUCCUCCGCCUGGUGGGUGCCCCCGUGUUGCGGGACGGCGGCGGCGGUUGUCGGCUUACUCUACCCUUGUAUCGACAGUCACCUGGGAGAGCCCCACAAGUUCAAGAGAGAGUGGGCGAGCGUCAUGCGCUGCAUUGCCGUCUUCGUUGGCAUCAACCACGCCAGUGCUAAAUUGGAUUUUGCCAAUAAUGUCCAGCUGUCCCUGACCUUGGCAGCUCUGUCCCUGGGCCUCUGGUGGACAUUUGAUCGUUCCAGAAGUGGCCUGGGACUGGGGAUCACCAUAGCCUUUCUAGCGACUCUGAUCACUCAGUUUCUCGUGUAUAAUGGUGUCUACCAGUACACAUCCCCAGAUUUCCUCUAUAUUCGCUCGUGGCUCCCAUGUAUAUUUUUCUCAGGAGGCGUCACCGUGGGAAACAUAGGACGACAGUUGGCUAUGGGUGUUCCUGAAAAGCCACAUAGUGAUUGAGCCUUCAAACCCACUGAUUCCGAAGAAGAAGCAAGAUCUGGGAAGAAAGCUGUGAUAGUGGUUGUGAUGAAGAUGUUUUUUCCUAAAUACUCUAUUUAGAUUGGGCUGAGGACAAAUGACUCCUGGAAGCUAUGUUCACCUGGUCUAGAAUAGCAAACUGGAGACGAUGACUACUGACCUGGAAGUCUUACCUUGACCCAGCACACCCACACCUGUCUGCUGCGGGGCGUUUCCUGGCGGCUUGUGGGACUCCAGGCUGGGCCGUUUUCCCAAGUAUUAGGUUCAUUCCUGCUUUAAAAAAAACAAGUUGCCAUAUUUCAAAGCCUUGAGCUAUCCCUUGAUUACCCACUGUCAGUUUGUGUCUGUGCCCAAAGGAAACAGGUUGAUGGUGCUUGACGGAUGAGGUGUGGUAGAACAGGAGUGUUCAUCCAGAAGGUUUUAAAAUGGGGUUGUGUUUAAGAGAAAGGAAAAAAAAAAAAAAAAACAGAAAAGCAAGGGUAGGGCGGUGGCUGCUGAGUGGCUGGCGCUGGUGGCACCUGGGCUGGCUCGCGUCCAGCGCUGCAGUGGCCACCACGUGGUCAUGCACCUCUGCCUGUCACCAGAGAGCGGAUUGUGCUUUUCAUUCUGCCGGCAGAACCCCGUGUAGACAAUCUUCUGAGAGCACACGGCAGUGAGAGGGCAUGAUUCCACACUGACACGGGACGUGUCACUCUGUUCACCGAGUUGGCCCCCAAACCCGAAUCCUCUAGGAGUGAACACCUGUCUGCCACGUAUUUCAAUCUUAGCCAAAAUUGUUUGUGUCUGUGUUACUCCAGAGUAGUGAGAACUGUUCUCCGCAGCCCUAUGGAACUUGCAAUCUGUGAUUGCCUUGUGGAAGAGCGCGUCACCCCGCUGCGCGCGUGGCGUCCUGGAUGCUCGGCGACGCUGGAGCACGGUGUGUUCAUGUAGUGGCAUAGACCAUAUCAGACCUGAUUUGCAAGUAUUGGGUCUCAAACUUCAAGUGCAAUGUAUAUGAAAAACCAAUCUGAGCCUUGUAUCCUCUUAAAUAUUUAUUUUUUUUAAUGUGGGAUGUUGGAGAGAAGGGUUCUCCAUUCAUUUCAGCGCUGCGCCGCCGCCCCGCUCAGCAGCGCUCCCCAGCGCGAAGUCUGUUCACCCAGACCCUCCACUGAGCCCUUGUCCUCUGACAUACUCCAGUUUUGUGGGUUUAGUAAUUUUUACUUACAAAUUUACCUUUUUGUAUUUUGCAACCUGAGUGUUUUGGUUUGUUUGAGUUCUGUGGUAGUGAGUGGCUGCAAGAAGCCACAGCAGGAGGGGCUCGGGCUCAUGGCCCCGGACGGGCAUCUUGGUUUCAUUUAUGUGCUGAUCCUCGUAGGCUCGUUCUGUUUAUUUUAUUUUGAGGAAAAUGGGAGUAAAUUCUAGGUUUCUGAAGCUAAUUUGUUUUAGAGGAAUUUUGUUUAAAAGAAAAUGGACCAUUCUGAACUUUGGAAUGAUCCCUUAUCAUUUUAUGAAAAUGAAAACAAAUAAUUAGUUAUGUGAAAACAUUUUUCAAUGAAGAUGUCAGCAUUUUAUGCAAACCAGAGUUACUAGAUGAAAGCAGUAAGUGAAUCUUUAAAAUAUACUUGAUCAUGCACAAACAAGUAUUUUUUCUCUUAAACUGGAAAUAAAUCUAUGUCUUAGAAAUGAUGUAGCCAAAAAAUGUGAAUCUGAAGAAUUUUUUUGCCAAUAGUUUAUAGCAGAUAUAUUGAACCAAAGUGAUUUGAAUUUGUAAAAAUGUAAAAUAGUAUGAACACAAUUUGCACUAUGCCAUAUUUGAACAUCUAGUGAGAUUCACAUUCAUACUGUUUUCAACAUUGUGUUCCUUUUGCAUUCAUUUUUUACUUUUAUUAAAGGUUCAAAACCAA
This is a messenger RNA of Sciurus carolinensis (gray squirrel), 2836 nucleotides long. It is a transcript of the gene Insig1, whose product is annotated as insulin induced gene 1. NCBI's taxonomy places the organism in Eukaryota, Metazoa, Chordata, Mammalia, Rodentia, Sciuridae. Gene Ontology annotation, cellular component: endoplasmic reticulum; SREBP-SCAP-Insig complex. Bases 147 to 935 code for a protein of 262 amino acids. The record is from RefSeq and is a predicted model, not a curated record. Gene Ontology annotation, biological process: SREBP signaling pathway; cellular response to insulin stimulus; cholesterol biosynthetic process. The transcript is spliced from 6 exons.